Molecule: messenger RNA, 2477 nt
Organism: Amoebophrya sp. A120
Lineage: Eukaryota; Dinophyceae; Syndiniales; Amoebophryaceae
Source: the annotation of a GenBank genome assembly
AUAGAGACGACAUGUGUGUUUUCUUUCUGAAAGUAAGGCCAGGCCGCCCAUGUCGUCAUUGCGGGCACUAGUGUCAGAGUUGUGGUCACAUUUGCUACUAUUCUUGAGGUGGCCGCGGCUGUCGCGCUCCCUGCCCGCACAACUCAUGGUCUGCGCGACCGGAGCAACGCUUGCGGGGGCGUUGCUCCUUGUUUGCGGGAGUGAAAUGGUGCAGGAAGUGAAGGCCAACGAGGAGCACGCGCUCGAGUUCCACCAAGUUAGUAGAAGUGCGCGAGGGCAUACACUAGCAGCCGAAGAUGGCAACCUGGUCGGUGUACAACAACAUCCUGGAGGCGAACAGUCGCAGCUGCUUUCCGACCGCGCUCCUGCGCCCAAAAGUGGUGGGGAGGUGCAGGACGAGCUACAGACUGGGGUCGUGGUGCCAGCAUUUUUCCAGUACGAGACACGUGGGCCUCCGCUACUCGAGGACGGCGCGCAGUUUGAUACAGUGGAAGAGUUUCUGCAGAGCAGUGCUGAGACACGGGACGCACCUGAAGAAUUACCGGCUACGCGGGUCGGGAACGAGAAGCAGCAGGAACGCGAACAGACGAGAACUCCCCCUACCCCGUCCCCCACCGACGAAAGCGACGUCGAUCGAAGGUCUGGGUAGAAACUCUGCGGACCACGAGCAGCGGGAGUGGCUUCAGAUUGGAGCGUACCCUACAUCGGAGAAGAGAAGCAUGGCAGUGGGGGCCACUGCCACGGGAGCGCAGAAGGAGGAGCUACGCUUCCCAACGGAGCAGCAAUUUCGCCAGAUGCAGCAGAAGAUGGCAAUACUCGAGACGGAGAUGCAGCAGAAGAUUUCGACGCUCGAGACGGAGACGCAGAAGAAGAUUGCAAUGCUCGAGGCGAACGCCACUGCCUGCGCCAACAGCGUGACAGAUGUGCGCCACGCCGGGGGAACCGUGGAGGAGCUGACUGGAUUGCUGAUGGUGCACACGUUCGGAAUAUGGCGGAUGGAUUACGUUGCCGCUGUGGUGUGCCUCCUUUCCGGGUUCGCGGCUGCGCUCAUUGUCGUAGCGCUGCCCAUUCGCUUGGUUUUUUUCCCAAGGGAGUACUGCCCAGAGGAAGAAUCAGCGGGUGGCGAAGAUGUCACUGCGGGGCCGCAGCAGGAAGCGACCGCCCUUGCAGGUGGUGAGCAAGCAGACCCUCUUUCGGCCGACCGCCUAAAUCCACCAUCGGCGAAGCGGGAAAAAUACUGGUUGCUUCCAUGGGAUUUCGCCGAGCAAGGGACUUUGUCAAGUGUGUGCCAGCGAGGGGAUAGCACGGAGGGCAAGAUCUUUAUUGCGGGAUUGGUUAUAGCCGAAAUUUGCGCACUGCUCUCGCGCUACACGCUGAUCGUGUACGAUCACAAUUGUAGCGGCUACGACACCGUUUUGGAAACGAAACUGGAUGUCAUAUCCACCGAGCACAUGAUCGAUCUGGCGCUUCGUGUCGUUUGGCUGAUAGUUCCGUCCGUCCUUAUGAUCAUCACGGCUGCCGUGCCGAGCAACAGUUUUAGGGCGAACGCUCCGAAUGCAGCCCCGACGACGACGGCAGGAGAUUCAGCAGGUUCGGGAAGGAGCACAGUCCGAACUCGUGUGUCGGCGAUACACGAGGAAGAUACCCGGAUAUGGUCGCAGGCGCUUCAUACCACCGUAUUGGCCGCGGUCGGGCUGCGAUUGAUUUUCGAAACGCGGCAGGUGGUCCGCGAGCGGGUCGACAUCUCCGGUGCACUGUUUGGGGUGUCGGAUCCGUUGGACGAGCAGGCGCUACACGAGUGGCGCACACACGGCGAUUAGCGAGUGUCGAUGCGAUGCGCAAGGCCGGAGACCCGAACUGCCUGGGCGCAGGCGUAUCGGGGCUGUUACUUGGGUCGGGUGGUGUCGCUCUUUCUCGGUUGGGGUUUUUCGCUACUAUUCGCUGUCCUGGUCGCUUGCGUCCAGUUUCGACAUGCGGAGGUCCGUCCAGCUGAGCACCGCCCGCACGCUGCGGCCUAUCUCGAGGGCGGUCGCUUGGUUCCGCAGUCGGCGAGCCUGAUGCUUCCGCGGCUUUCGUUUGCGACCGAAAUUCUUGCCAUGCUCACUGUGCAAGCGCUACCCUUCUGGCCCGUUAUUCUGAAGCUAGUGCGGUAUGUGGAAGGUGUUCCUUGGGUCACGCCACUGACACCUUUCGGGCUUUUGAUCCAAAAGUCGUUCGGAAUGACGUGGGAAGGCUAUCCAGAGUGCGGCCACUACUUUGAUACGGACAAAUAUUGUGAACACCAACACGACCACCUCCCGCACUUAGCACAGAGAAGCUCUAUGUGGUGGGAUUUCCAAGAGAAAUAAAAGACACCAUAAGGGCUUGAAAUGAAAGAAAGUUUUGAAGAUCUUCUGUGAUGAUGACUGGUCUUGAGUGGAGAUUGAUAUUAGAAAUAGGGAAUAAGUUUGUCGUUGUUCAACAAGUUGAUCCUAGGC